Dermatophagoides farinae (American house dust mite) is the source of this 841-nucleotide messenger RNA. It is a transcript of the gene sNPF, whose product is annotated as short neuropeptide F precursor. Lineage: Eukaryota; Metazoa; Arthropoda; Arachnida; Sarcoptiformes; Pyroglyphidae. The record is from RefSeq and is a predicted model, not a curated record.
UCCAUUUUCUCAUAAACAAACAAACAUAGAAUCAAUUAAAAUUAUUCUUGAUCACUGUGUGUGUGUGUGUUACAAUUUCGAAUAUUUACAUAUAUUACAUAAUAUAUAUAAAACUUGACCCGAAUUAUUGGAUUGGCACCCAGAAUAAUAAUAAUAAUAACAAUAAUAAAAAGAAGAACUAAAUUAUGAAAAUAUCAACAUCUCAACAACAGCAAAAACAGUUUUCAAUAUUAUCAUCAAUAAUGUCACCAACAUCAUUAUUUCAUUAUUCAUCGAUGGAUAAUCAUCAUCAUUAUUCAUCAUCAUCAUCAAAUACGACGACAACCGCAUCAUCAUCAUCGUCAUCAUCAUCAUCAGUAUCAUCGCCAUUUUCAUCAACGAAUCGUACAACACAAAUGGCAAUGGCUUUUCUAUUAUUAUUGAUCUGUGCACAGAUUGUUACAUCGGCACCAGCAUAUGAUUAUGACAAAUUGCGUGAUCUAUACGAGAUAUUGUUACGACAAGAAAAUCCAACACCAUUUGUACAUCAAAUGGAACGUAAAGGUGGCCGUUCACCAACAUUAAGACUUCGAUUUGGUCGUCGUUCUGAUCCAUUAUGGAAUGACAAGAUGCCCAGAGGUUCCGGUAAUAAUAACAACAACAACAACAACAUCAAUAACAGUAUUGAUGAAGAUUUGGAAAGAGUGCCAUAUAAAUGAGAAAAAAAAACAAGUAAAACAAAAUAAAAAAUAAAAAUGGAAACCAUCAUUCACAACCAAACAGCAAACUAACAACCCCCAGUAGCAGCAGUAAAUAUAAUGACAACAACAAUAACACAGUUAGCAAUAUGAUUUUCGCAAAA